UGCCGCGAGCCGUUUAAAAAGCCGUAGUCAGCAGGGGGCGUUCGGUCAGAGGCGCGCGGAGACGGCGGGAGCAGCACGCGCAGUACGGAUUCAGACCACUGGAACUGAGGCAAAUAAGUCUACAUAGAUACCACUGCACACUAGAAGAAGAAAAUAUGAUUUUCUGCAAAAUUUUGAAUGUUUGCUGUUUACUGCUUAUGGGCCUUACGUAUGGCAAUGUCGCUGUAUACGCUCAGUGUACUAAACCCCCUGCGUACCCCAACGUGAGUUUGACAAGCGAGUCCUUGCAGCUCACAGAGUUCCCUGAUGGUACUAUAGUAAAAUACGAGUGUGCUGUUGGCUACAGGAGGACACAGGGAUCAACAUCAUCCACCUGUACUGCAGGAACAUGGAGCAAUCUGGAGCUGAAAUGUGAAAAAAUAUCCUGUGGUUCCCCUCCAGAAGUGCUGAAUGGCAAAUAUAACUUAUCACAGGGUCUAGAAUUCGGGGCAGUUAUUGUGGUGAUUUGCAAUAAAGGGUAUGUACUUGCAAACCAGGUAACGUGGAGAAUGUGUACAGAAAGUGGUUGGAGCAACAGAGAUCCAGUCUGUGAAGUGGUCAAGUGUCCUGCUCCACCUACAGUUAGUCAUGGCCACGCCAAUGUGGAUCCAGAUACGACUAUAUCAUACGGAAACGUUGUUCAAUAUACCUGUGAUGCUGGUUAUGACCUCAUCGGGAAUUCGGAAAUUGUGUGCACAGAGAAUGCAACGUUCCAGCCACCAGCGCCUGAGUGUAAAAAUGUAAGCUGUCCAAACCCAGUAGUUGAAAACGGCAACCGAGUGGGAGGAGGACCUCCACCAUAUAGAUACAAGGCUUUUGUUGCAUACCAGUGUAACCCAGGCUAUGAGCUAAAAGGCUUAGCAGAAAUAACCUGCGAUGUGAAUGGCUGGUCACCCCCCCCUCCAACUUGUGAGCGUCAGGGUUCCCCUACAACAACAAGAACAACAACAACAACAACAUCAACAACUAAUACAACAAAUACAGCAAAUACAACAAAUACAGCAAAUACAGCUACUACACCAGGAACUCAGACUAAAGUCGUGACCACAGUAAUGACAAAGUUUACAACACAAGGUUCCAAUGGAAAAGCCCCUGGCAUGACCUCUCAUGGUCUUGGACUUAUAGCUAUGCCGCUGCUCCUGGUUGUUCUGCACCUGCUGUUCUGAGAUGCAUUGAAAUCGCCACUCCUUUGGGCACGGAGGACCUCUUUGGACUGCAUGUGAAUUUUUUUUUGUGUACGUACCUCUUGACUCCCUGGGGAUUUCGUGUUUCUGUUCUGUCCGUUGUCAUUCACAAAGUGUCAAAUUACUGAAAACCCUCUAUCAAACUGACCUAAUCAAAACUUCAUAAUUUUUCUAAUCUGUUUAAUCAAAAAAUGUUACAAAAUGGUUUA
Molecule: messenger RNA, 1432 nt
Organism: Scleropages formosus (Asian bonytongue)
Lineage: Eukaryota; Metazoa; Chordata; Actinopteri; Osteoglossiformes; Osteoglossidae
Product: C4b-binding protein alpha chain-like
Exons: 10
Coding region: 156-1205 (349 amino acids)
Source: RefSeq, a predicted model, not a curated record